AUGAAAGAUAUGCUAAGGGCGUGUGUCUUGGAUCAACCGGGAAGUUGGGACCGUUAUACGGAUCAGAGAAGGAAACCGUUGGAAUUUGAUGUGGGCGAGCAUGUAUUUCCGACUCCGACAACUGGGAUUGGAAGGGCCAUUAAGACCAAGAAGCUAAAUUCGAGAUUCAUUGGACCAAUGGAGGUUCUGAGGCAAUACGGGCCGGUGGCAUAUCAAGUAGCUUUGCCGUCUCACUUGUCUAACUUGCAUGACGUAUUCCACGUGUCACAACUCCGUAAGUACACAUCGGAUGCAGCUCAUGUGUUAAAGCCCGAGUUGGUCAAGUUGAGGGAGAACUUGACAUUUCAAGUAACAUCGGUGCGUAUUGACGACUAG
This is a messenger RNA of Arachis ipaensis, 375 nucleotides long. RefSeq lists its product as uncharacterized. The record is from RefSeq and is a predicted model, not a curated record. Lineage: Eukaryota; Viridiplantae; Streptophyta; Magnoliopsida; Fabales; Fabaceae.